UCUAAUUUGUACAUGUCAUGUGCUUCGAAAAAGGUUAAAAAUGGCAAGUUCAAGAUUACGACUUUUUAUUGGAAAUAUUCCAUGGUCAGUGACUAGAAGAGAGUUGAAAGAAUACUUUUCCAAUUUUGGAGCUGUGAAAAAUGCAAGAAUAGUCUAUGAUUAUCAGACUGGAUUGAGUCGUGGUUAUGGUUUUAUACAGUUCUUAACACCAGAAGGACAUUCAUCAGCCAUGCUUCAAGACACGCAUAUACUGGACAAUUAUAAGUUAGUUCUAGCUGCAGGUCAGACCCGAAACCAAGGCAGACAACCCAGGAAUAGGCUUGAGGACAAUGAUGAGAUAGAAUAAACACUGAUGUUCAAGAACAGUUAAUGUCAUUAGAUCUGUGAUCCUGUGUGAAGUGUUCAGACAUUAGCCUAUUUCUUGGUGGAAUCUAAUUCCUUAGGAGAAAUUAUUUUAGUUGUAUUGUCUUUAUGAUGCAGUAAGGAAAGAGGUAAAUUACUAACAAAAUUUUGUGUAUAUUCUGUAUGGUUAGAAGUGUAACAAAAGUGAUAUAACUGGACUAAAUUAUAUAUGGCCAUCAUGUUUGUGAAUUCAUUGGAUUUUGUGUAUAUACAUGUAUAGCUGGUGCAGAUUUACAAAAAAUUAAUAUGGGAGCCCAUAAUAACUGCUAGUCUUAAAACAUCAUGAUAUUAAUUACUGGACCCUCUGUUAAGUCUGCACCUGGGUUUUUAAAAGAUUGUUUGGGACUGAUGCAUCAUGAUGUUGAUAUCAUUUAUUUUCAUGCACAUGCUAAUAUCCAACGAAGAUUUCAAUAAGCUGUUGUGUACAUACAACUCACCAGCAUAGCUUGUCUGUCUAAUGCGUGGGCUUUCCAUUAACAUGAUUUCUCGCACAUGUUUAUCAACACAAUACAUUUGCAUAGUACCUUUUCCACAUACAGUGAAACCCCUCUAAACCGGACACCCUCGGGGCCAAGUAAAUUGUCUGGUUUUAAGAGGUAUCCAGUUUAGAGAGGUUAUUUUUUGUACUGAUUUUUUAAAAAGGACUGGAAAAUGUCUGGUUUUGGAGGAAUUCCGGUUUACAGAGGGUCCGGUUUUGAGAGGUUUCACUGUACAUGAUUCCACAUGUGGGCAUUCAACGCGCUGAAAAAAGUUGAUUGGUGAGCGAGUUUUCCACGCGUGGAUUUUUCAGGGUGGUGACAUCAUAACACAAAGUAUUUUAUGCAAAUUGUGUGGUAAUCUGCUUGCAAAUAUGCAGAUAUGUAAAAGCACAUUUCCACGUACAGAAUCGCGUCAGUGGAAAACAGGCCUAAGCCAGUGCUGAAGGUCCAGUAUGAGAUCAGAGACUCUCUGCUGACACGUGGACGUCUUGUAUCAGUUAGUAACACGGUUUAUUUUAUGUGCAUUUUCUCACACACAGGAUAACAUGUACCAUGGUAUUUGAUAUACCAGUUUUGAAGUUUCCAGGUGGUUGAAUAUUUAAGUACUGGUACUAGCCAAACCAAUGUUGCUGAACUUUGGUAAUAAAAAGAAUAAGUGUUUCAUCGUGGUUUAAGUCAUAGCUUUUCUGUUUAUAUUCCUUUGGAUAAAUGUUCAUUGAAUAUAGAUGAACUUGUAAAGUUGAUGUCUUAUCUACCAUAUUGGUUGUUGCAUUGUGUAUGUCAAUUGUAAUCUGCUUGUUUCUAAUAAAAGAUAAAAUCCU
This is a messenger RNA of Gigantopelta aegis, 1702 nucleotides long. Its product is annotated as SRA stem-loop-interacting RNA-binding protein, mitochondrial-like. The record is from RefSeq and is a predicted model, not a curated record. Gene Ontology annotation, molecular function: mRNA binding. NCBI's taxonomy places the organism in Eukaryota, Metazoa, Mollusca, Gastropoda, Neomphalida, Peltospiridae. The transcript has 4 exons. The coding region runs from base 41 to 346 and encodes 101 amino acids.